AUGCCCGCACCUUUCCCGCGUCCUCUGCGCACUCCGUCCUCUAUCGGCGUACUGGUCCAGCACCCCUCUCCGGUCCGUCGGUCUCGGCUCCACGUAGCACCACCCGCCCUCCUCCUACCCUCUCCACCUUCACGGCGUUUCUCUCGUCCUGUCCAAAGGCCCCGUGGCGGAACCACAACCCCCGUACCGGAUGAAGCUCCCCCCGUGACGCCCAAAUCGCCAUUCUACUUCGAAGCCGGAUAUGCGCUUUACGCGAAGAGACCUUCGCGCCCAUUUCCACCUCCUUUCCUUUCUUAUCCUUCCACUAGCUUCACUGAGCCUCUAAGUACACAUAAUAGGAGCCGGGAUCGGCGGAGCUAUGUGAAUGGGGAGAUGAUACGGGGAGUGACGAAUGGGGAUGAUGCGGUGUUGGUUAGCGAUAGCUUCAUUGGGGCAAAUGAUGGGGUGGGAGCUUGGGCUGCGAAGGAGAGAGGACAUGCUGCGUUAUGGUCGCGGCUGGUUCUGCACUUUUGGGCCCUCGCAGCAGAACGUGCCAAGUUCGGUGAAGGCACAGAGCCAGACCCUGUUUCCUAUCUUCAGAAAGCGUUCGAUCAAACCAAACAAGCUACGUCCGAGCCGAACGAGUGGUUUGGAACUACGACUGCUUCUGCGGCGCUUAUCGGGGCGGAUAACAGCACUCCCGCGCAUCCAAUACUAUAUGUCACACAAUUGGGAGAUUCACAAAUACUGGUACUCCGACCUAGUAGUAAAGAGGUCAUUUUUAAAACAACAGAGCAGUGGCAUUGGUUCGACUGUCCCCGACAACUCGGCACCAAUAGUCCCGACACACCCACGAACAACGCCGUCAUGGACCGAAUAGAAAUCGAGGAGGACGAUGUCGUGCUAGCAAUGACAGAUGGCGUAGUAGACAAUUUGUGGGAGCAUGAAGUGGUGCAAAACGUCGUGGAUAGCAUGGAGAAGUGGAAGAAUGUUGCAAGCAAAUCGGAGGACGGCAAAGAACUAGUAGAGCAGACACACGCGGACGGCAUGCGAUUUGUCGCCCAAGAGCUUGUGAAUGCUGCGAGGACGAUAGCAGAAGACCCCUUCGCAGAGAGCCCGUACAUGGAGAAAGCUGUCGAUGAAGGCUUAUCAAUUGAAGGAGGCAAGCUCGAUGACAUCAGUGUAGUCGCUGCGCAAUGUAAACGACGAAAAGGGUGA
Molecule: messenger RNA, 1197 nt
Organism: Lindgomyces ingoldianus
Lineage: Eukaryota; Fungi; Ascomycota; Dothideomycetes; Pleosporales; Lindgomycetaceae
Exons: 3
Coding region: 1-1197 (398 amino acids)
Source: RefSeq, a predicted model, not a curated record